CUGUAUGAAAAAUAGGGUCGAGACACUCGCUCAAGUCAAACUAUUGAAAACUUUAAAAUAAAAUGAGGCGUAAGCAUGGAUUCUACGAUCUUUCAGUAACUGCAGCAUCUAAAUCAGCUUUAGUUAAUGUUCUUACUACUUUGAUAGAUUUUGGCUAUCGAACUGUAGCCAUAAAUCAAAUUGUAGAAGAGUCAGCUUUUGAAGCUCAAGACAAAAAGAAAAAGAGAAAAGCUGAUAAGGAUGCUCCUUCACCAAUUCCUCCUCCAAUCUCAUUGGAUGACAUACCUCAGGAGAUUAAAAAUUCUCUGAAAAUACUACAUAGAGUCACAGUUUAUUUUUCAACUUCCGAUAUAGCACAUAAAAUGGUGUCCUCAGAUAAUUUCAAAAAGUAUGAUAUUGUAGCAGUGAUUCCAACUUCAAAAGCGGCUCUUCAGCACACGUGCAAUGCUCUUGAUGUUGAUAUAAUCUCUAUUGACAUUAGUAGUAAAAUGCCAAUUCGAUGGAAUCGCAAACUUUACAAUAUGGCUGCUGAAAAAGGGAUGUGGUUUGAGCUUCCCUAUGCGCUAGCUGUUCUUGACUCCAAUGCCCGAAGAAAUUUGAUUGAGGCUGGACAUCUCUACCAUGCAUUUGGUAAAUCCAAGAAUAUCUUGAUUUCAAGUGGUGCUGAAAACCCCAUGCAAGUCAGAGGACCAUACGACGUGAUAAACAUGAGUCUCUUGUUAGGACUUAGUGAAGAGCAAGCUAAAAGUGCUAUCACCAAUGCAGGGAAAUCUGUUCUCUUGAGAGCUGAGAGUAGGAAAAGAGGAAAAUCUGUAGUUUUCAUUGAACGUUCUGUUUGCAAAACUGAGUUUAAGAAGGACAACGAUGACGAAGAAAUGGAAGAAAGCCAUAUUGGUCCACUAUGUAAAAAGAUUUGUGUGGAGGGAACUUAAAUUUAUUAAAUGUCCACUUUCUCACA
Molecule: messenger RNA, 958 nt
Organism: Frankliniella occidentalis (western flower thrips)
Lineage: Eukaryota; Metazoa; Arthropoda; Insecta; Thysanoptera; Thripidae
Gene: Rpp30
Product: ribonuclease P protein subunit p30
Exons: 8
Coding region: 63-932 (289 amino acids)
Biological process (GO): tRNA processing
Cellular component (GO): nucleolar ribonuclease P complex
Molecular function (GO): RNA binding
Source: RefSeq, a predicted model, not a curated record